Aspergillus oryzae RIB40 is the source of this 1248-nucleotide messenger RNA. RefSeq names its product putative C2H2 finger domain protein. Gene Ontology annotation, biological process: regulation of transcription by RNA polymerase II. Gene Ontology annotation, cellular component: nucleus. Lineage: Eukaryota; Fungi; Ascomycota; Eurotiomycetes; Eurotiales; Aspergillaceae. The record is from RefSeq and is a predicted model, not a curated record. The transcript has 3 exons. Bases 1 to 1248 code for a protein of 415 amino acids.
AUGGCUGAAGAGGCAGUCGCCAACAAGGUGAAGUGCACCUACAUCGGCUGCAAACUAGUCUUCAAGUCAGAAAAAGAGAUGAAGCACCACAAGAAGUUUGACUCUGAGCACGCAUAUUGUGACGAGUGUGAGGAAGACUUCGAAGACGAGGAGCGUCUUCUCAUCCACAAGAUCAAAAGCGUCAAGCAUAUCGUCUGUCCUGUAUGCGGCAUCGACUUUGGCAGCGAUGGUGGCCGCAACUCCCAUAUUCGUCAGAACCACCACUCCCUGCAGGUUAUUCCUUGCCACGGUUGCAAAACUACAUUCAAAUCCGCCAGCGGUCUGAUGAGCCAUAUCGAGAAGGAUGAAUGUCCCACCAUCCGCUCCGUUCAUCUCCUCCAGGAGCAGUCGAAGAAGAUGAUGAUCAGGGAGGCUCUAGGUGCCGGUGAGGGAGUGAAUAUGCCGAUUAUCCCUCCCCAGGGUACCUUGGAGGAUACCGAGUUUGAUGAUGCUGAUGGUGGCGUCAUGCUUGUGACCGAUGAGGCGGCAAGUCGUGUAUUGUCGAACAGAGAAGCUCUCAGCAACCAGCCGAAGCCUGGUCAGGAUGACCCCACUGCUAGUGUUUCGGCGAUGCUUGCUCUGAAGCACUGGCCGACCUUGGAUGGAAAGGCUUCCAAGGGAAAGAGCCUUGCGCCUAGUGAACUGUUGGCUUUCUCCGACUUGAGCAUCUCCGCCGCGACAGGCAAAGAAAACAACUCUUGGAAAGGAAAGGAGCCUGUCAGAUCUAUUCCUGACGGUGUGUCAACGCAACGUCCCUUCGGUAUUGGACCAGUUCGCCCUGGAGACACACUUCGCAUGCUUGAUCGUGCAUGGGACGCUACCAAGUUCUUUGAUUCAUUCACGGGCCAAUUCGUGUGUCCCUGUAAAAAGGGCUUUUCCACCAUGACCGAAUUUGAAAACCAUGUCCUAAUGAAGAGUCGCAUGAUGGAAGAUAGACAGUGUCCCGGAUGUCUGCGCUUUUUCAAAACUACUGCUGCUUUGGUCGCACAUCUCGAAUCGCCCAGCACUCGUUGCAACCUCAGUGACGGUGAGAGAUACGGUCAGAUAUUCGAAGAAAUUACUGGCGGACUUAUCCAGACGGCGGGGUAUACUGAAGAUGGCAGGAUCAAGUAUGAGGCUGGUAAGUUGGAAAUAACCGAUGGCUUGGGACCUGCUACAACCACCGUCGGUACGGAUCUGCGUCUGCGUCCUCAGCGCCGCAAGUUCUAG